AUGACAUUUACAAGUCGUUUAAAAGCAACUGAAUUUGAUCCAUUAUUAAUUGAUUAUAAAGUUCAAUCAUUACUUUAUAUGGAAACUAAAAUUCAAUCAUUAAAAAUUAUUGAUUUUCUACAUGCACAACCAUUAGCUUAUCACAAUUAUGAACAAGAUGAAAAAAUUCCACAAGCUAAACAUAAACAAUUAGAAAUGUAUUUAUAUGGAUUAGAAAAUAAUAAUAAUCAAAUUCAACAAACUGAUUUAUUAAUUUAUGAAUUAUUUAAUAAAUGUGUACAGCAACAUUGUUCACAUUCUUAUUAA
This is a messenger RNA of Rotaria sp. Silwood2, 306 nucleotides long. The record is from the annotation of a GenBank genome assembly. NCBI's taxonomy places the organism in Eukaryota, Metazoa, Rotifera, Eurotatoria, Philodinida, Philodinidae.